AUGAAAUCUAAAUUCCCUUCAGCAACCAUUUUUAUUUAAAAAGUUUCCGAUUUUUGGAGUGAUCAAUAACUUUAACUGAGAGAAUGUGAUUUUAAAGAAGAUUAUUUUCUCUUCUACUCUCAUAAUAAAAAAUCUUACAAAAACAAAGUGUUAAAAAGACAUGGUCCUAUUAUUAAAAAGGUAAAGAAGAAUGUAAAUGGAUCAGAAUUAUGGUGUGAUGUUACAAAUGCAACGAUUGAGAUCCUUUAGAUACAACAUGUCGGUCAAGGAUUAAGAAUAACUAAAAAUUCAUAUUGCUUAGAGUUCUUUGGAUACAUAGAUGGUUGGUUUAAGGAAUUAAGGAAGUUCUGUAUUCAAAUACACAUAAAAAACCUAUUUAUUAUGAGCAAUAAACUAGGAAGUGGGAGCUUUGCAGAUGUUUAUAGAGUGAUAAGGAAAAGUGAUAAAAAAGAAUUUGCUGUAAAAAUAUACGAUAAAUAAUCGAGUAAAUUCGAUUCUGAAUGUAUCAUAAAGGAAUUAGAAAUAAUGAGAAAAAUGGAUCAUCCAAAUGUCAUAUCAGUACUAGAAACAUUUGAGUCGUAGAAAUCUGUAUUCAUUGUUACUGAAUUAUUGAUUAGUGGAAACUUAGAUGAUAUUCUUUCGAAGACAGUACUUUCAGAGGAUGAUGCUAUCAAAUGCAUAUUUAAAAUUAUAGAUGCUCUAACAUACAUACAUUCAUAAGGAGUGAUUCAUCGAGAUAUCAAACCAGAAAAUAUUUUAUUUAGAAAACCUAAUCUUGAGGAGUUGGUCAUAUCAGAUUUUGGAUUGGCUGAAUAUCACAAUAAUGAAGGUCAAUAUAAAUAUCAUCGCUGUGGAACUGCAGGCAAUAUGGCACCAGAGAUCCUAAAAGAUCAAUCCUAUGAUUAUAAGGCUGAUUGCUAUAGUGCUGGGAUUAUAUUGUACCAAAUGUUAACACAAAUGCGAUCUCCAUUUCUUGUUGAAGAUUAUCAAGAGACCAUUCAAAGAAAUGAAUAAGGCUAAAUUGAUUUCUCAGUAGUUCAAUCAUCUCCUGCUGUUGUGAACCUCGUAAAGUGGAUGUUAGAGUUGGAUCCUGAUAAGAGAUGUUCAGUACAAUAGGCUAGAUCUAAUAUCAUAUUCAAGAAAUUUAAUAGACAAACCAUCAUUAUUAAAAGAAAACGAUUUUAUUAGGAUCCAACAGUUUCUUGUUAAAGUUCGAGAAGUACUUCAAUUUAUCAAAGCCCUAUGAAUUAACCUUCUCCUCCUCUUCCUAUAGGUCCUUCAUAUAAAUAUCUUGGGUCCUAAAAUCUUCCAUUGAGACUCAGAAGCCAAGACAGAAAGUUGUUACCAUCUCCAAAUUAACGCAAUUCGGGAGCAAACAGUGCUAAAUUAUAAUUGAAAUAAAAAAGCACAAAUUUUAAAAUCAAUCCUAUAAUUAAUAAGACUAGAGUAUACUCUAGCAUAGGAUCAAAUAAAGCUAUUUGA
Messenger RNA from Paramecium tetraurelia, 1482 nucleotides. RefSeq lists its product as uncharacterized. Gene Ontology annotation, cellular component: spindle pole; centrosome; cytoplasm. Gene Ontology annotation, molecular function: protein kinase activity; ATP binding. NCBI's taxonomy places the organism in Eukaryota, Ciliophora, Oligohymenophorea, Peniculida, Parameciidae. Gene Ontology annotation, biological process: regulation of cytokinesis; mitotic cell cycle; protein phosphorylation. The transcript has 3 exons. The record is from RefSeq and is a predicted model, not a curated record.